Mus caroli (Ryukyu mouse) is the source of this 2039-nucleotide messenger RNA. It is a transcript of the gene Optn, whose product is annotated as optineurin. The record is from RefSeq and is a predicted model, not a curated record. Gene Ontology annotation, molecular function: K63-linked polyubiquitin modification-dependent protein binding. Gene Ontology annotation, biological process: regulation of canonical NF-kappaB signal transduction; protein localization to Golgi apparatus; Golgi ribbon formation. NCBI's taxonomy places the organism in Eukaryota, Metazoa, Chordata, Mammalia, Rodentia, Muridae. Gene Ontology annotation, cellular component: cytoplasm; nucleus; Golgi apparatus.
GCUGCGGUCAGCUGAGCGGCGCCUGGCGGGUCGCGAGGCCGCGCGUCACCGUCCAGCUGCCCGGUCGCCGCCCCCCGGCUGGUCCCUGGCGGGCGUCGGCAUCCAGAGCUUUGGGACAAAAUACCAACGAAGCAGUGACCUAAGAGGAGAGGAUCCCUGUGGCCGAUGGUGGAAGGAGAGAGAAAGGCUGUCAUCAGAACUCCACAUAGACUGCAGGCAUGAUGCUUGUGAUUGCUCAUGUGCAGGACCUGUUACCAUGUCCCAUCAACCUCUGAGCUGCCUGACUGAGAAGGGGGACAGCCCUUGUGAGACCCCAGGAAAUGGACCCUCCAAUAUGGUUCACCCCAGCCUGGACACAUUCACCCCUGAAGAGCUGCUGCAGCAAAUGAAGGAACUCCUGGUUGAGAACCACCAGCUGAAAGAAGCCAUGAAGCUAAAUAAUCAAGCUAUGAAAGGGCGAUUUGAGGAGCUGUCCGCCUGGACAGAGAAGCAGAAGGAAGAGCGCCUGUUGUUUGAGAUGCAAAGCAAAGAGGUUAAGGAGCGCCUUAAGGCCCUGACUCAUGAAAAUGAGAGGCUGAAGGAAGAGCUUGGAAAAUUCAAAGAGAAAUCAGAAAAGCCAUUUGAAGACCUCACAGGUGGCUGCAGGUAUCCCAGAGCCUUGGAGGAGGAAGUGGAAAAGCUGAAGACCCAGGUGGAGCAGGAAGUGGAGCAUUUGAAGAUCCAGGUGAUGCGCCUUCGGGCUGAAAAGGCAGACCUGUUGGGCAUCGUCUCAGAACUGCAGCUCAAACUCAACUCCGGCGGCUCCUCGGAAGACUCCUUCGUUGAGAUCAGGAUGACUGAAGGAGAGACUGAAGGGGCAAUGAAGGAGAUGAAGAACUGCCCUACACCCACAAGAACAGACUCCAUCAGCCUGAGCAAAUGUACAGAGGAUGCCAGGAGUUGUGCGGAGUUUGAAGAACUGACUGUGAGCCAGCUUCUGCUUUGCCUAAGGGAAGGAAACCAAAAGGUGGAGAGACUUGAAGUCGCCCUCAGAGAAGCCAAAGAAAGAAUUUCAGAUUUUGAAAAGAAAGCAAAUGGCCGUUCUUCAACUGAGAAGCAGACAGCGGGGAGAGCAGACAGAGAGGAGGAGGACAAAGGCCAAGAGAGUGUUGGAAGCGAAGUGGAAACACUGAGCAUUCAAGUGACCUCUCUGUUUAAGGAGCUUCAAGAGGCACACACAAAACUCAGUGAGGCUGAGCUGAUGAAGAAGAGACUUCAAGAAAAGUGUCAGGCUCUGGAGAGGAAGAACUCUGCAACACCAUCAGAGCUGAAUGAAAAGCAAGAGCUCGUUUAUAGUAACAAGAAGUUAGAGCUGCAGGUGGAGAGCAUGCGCUCUGAAAUCAAGAUGGAGCAGGCCAAGACAGAGGAGGAGAAGUCCAGGUUAGCCGCUCUGCAGGCAACUCACAACAAGCUCCUUCAGGAACAUAAUAAGGCACUGAAAACAAUUGAAGAACUAACCAAGCAACAGGCAGAAAAGGUGGACAAGAUGUUGCUGCAGGAGCUUAGCGAGAAGCUGGAGCUGGCAGAGCAGGCUCUGGCAUCCAAACAGCUCCAGAUGGAUGAGAUGAAGCAGACGCUCGCUAAGCAGGAGGAGGACCUGGAGACCAUGGCUGUCCUCAGGGCUCAGAUGGAGGUGUACUGUUCAGAUUUUCACGCUGAGAGAGCAGCAAGAGAGAAGAUUCAUGAAGAAAAGGAGCAGCUGGCCUUGCAGCUCGCGAUUUUGCUGAAAGAGAACAAUGACAUUGAAGAUGGAGGCAGUAGACAGUCCCUGAUGGAAAUGCAGUGCCGACACGGGGCGAGAACCAGUGACUCUGACCAGCAGACUUACCUGUUUCAAAGAGGAGCCGAGGACAGGAGCUGGCAGCACGGGCAGCAACCCCGCAGUAUUCCGAUUCACUCCUGCCCCAAGUGCGGGGAGGUCCUGCCGGACAUCGACACGCUUCAGAUUCAUGUGAUGGACUGCAUCAUUUGAGUGUUCUCUCCACUCCCCAAAGCUCUUG